This is a messenger RNA of Schistocerca cancellata (South American locust), 1053 nucleotides long. It is a transcript of the gene Dfd, whose product is annotated as homeobox protein Hox-B4. The transcript has 3 exons. Gene Ontology annotation, molecular function: RNA polymerase II cis-regulatory region sequence-specific DNA binding; DNA-binding transcription factor activity, RNA polymerase II-specific. Gene Ontology annotation, cellular component: nucleus. The record is from RefSeq and is a predicted model, not a curated record. NCBI's taxonomy places the organism in Eukaryota, Metazoa, Arthropoda, Insecta, Orthoptera, Acrididae. Bases 1 to 1053 code for a protein of 350 amino acids. Gene Ontology annotation, biological process: regulation of transcription by RNA polymerase II; anterior/posterior pattern specification.
AUGAGUUCGUUUUUGAUGAACCCGUCCGGCGGAGCCCAGGCGUCGGCGGGCGCGGCGACGGCGGUGUCCGCCGUCGGGUACCACCAGCUGCACCACCAGCACCACGCGCCGCACCAGCCGCAGCACCAGCAGCUGGCGCCGCAGCCGCAGCAGUUGCUGGUCGACCCCAAGUUCCCGCCCAGCGAGGAGUACAGCCAGAGCAACUACAUCCCGGCCGACUUCUUCGGCAGCGCCGCGGCGCAGUACCAGGCGUACCACCACCACCAGCAGCACCACCACCACGAGCACGACCACCACCACCAGCACCACCACCAGCACCAGCAGCAGCACCACCAUGUGCACCAGCCGUGCGGCCCGCAUCCUCCCCCGCAGCCGCUGACGCCCGCCAACAGCGGAGGCGGCACGCCGAGCCCACCGCCGCCGCCUCCACCGCCCCCGCAGGCGGCCCAGCCGCCCCCGGGGGCGGCGGUGACCGCCGCGCAACCCCAGCCGCAGCCGCAGGGGCCGCCCAGCGGGGCGGAUAACCUGGAAGACGACCAGGAGGAGGAAGAGGCGGAGGAGGCGGAACCGGACGACAGCUCGGGGUCCGGGGAGCGGAUCAUCUACCCGUGGAUGAAGAAGAUCCACGUCGCUGGAGUCGCGAACGGGUCCUACCAGCCGGGCAUGGAGCCGAAGCGUCAGCGCACGGCCUACACGCGCCACCAGAUCCUGGAGCUGGAGAAGGAGUUCCACUACAACCGCUACCUGACGCGCCGCCGGCGCAUCGAGAUCGCGCACACGCUGGUGCUGUCCGAGCGCCAGAUCAAGAUCUGGUUCCAGAACCGCCGCAUGAAGUGGAAGAAGGACAACAAGCUGCCCAACACCAAGAACGUGCGCCGCAAGACGAACCCGGCGGGCGCGCCCGUCGCCGCCGCCUCCGGGGGCAAGGGGGGCAAGUCGAGGGCCAAGGACGCCGGGGGCGGGGGCGGCGGGGGCGGAGGCGGCGCCGCUGUCACCGCCAGCGCCAAGAGGACGGCCAACAGGUCAGUCUCUCCGGUCUGUAUUUCUCACUAA